Prorocentrum cordatum is the source of this 1486-nucleotide messenger RNA. The record is from the annotation of a GenBank genome assembly. NCBI's taxonomy places the organism in Eukaryota, Dinophyceae, Prorocentrales, Prorocentraceae.
CCGGAGGAAGCACACUUUUUCUUCACUGCAGGUGGCCGCGCGGGCGCCGGCAGUCGAUGGGGCGAAGCUGGCCGAAGCCAAGAAGAGGCUAGCAGCGGACUGUCCAGCGAUCUCCUUCGGCGGCGGCUCCAACGGAGAACGCGGCCCUAAGCAUCAGCGACGGCAGCGCGCUGCCGCAACCUCGGCGGCAGCAGCUGCGACGGGAGGAGCAGCGAACAGGGGCGCCGAUGGGUCGGACGGGGAGACGGCGGCGGACAUGCUGAAGAGCCAGCUCAACGCAGCACAGCGCACCAGAGCGCUCGGGGGCUGUCUGGCGUCGACGCACCUGCCCCCCCUCGGAGUGCGAACUGAACGCCGUGGCAGUCGCUACCAUCGACCAGUAUAUGGACACCGUCAAGGAGAAGCCCACGAACCAGGGACAAGGCCAGCCUGGUAACCAGCAUGACCGUGAUUGAUGCGCUCACCAACAACACGCAGUUGCAACGUGAUCCCGAAGUGCAGCACGAAAUGGAAGUCACCAUGGCUUUCGCAGCCAAAGUGAAGAAGCUCCCCAUGGUGGCAGCAGCAGAGUAUCUCAAGUACUGGAAGGCCCAAGAAGUGUACGUGGAGCAGACUGUGCCUCUGAACAAGAGGCAGGUGCGGCGUACCUACUUCAUCAACGCGUGGGCCAACCUCGAAGGCGCGGGCGGGUUCAUGGUUCCCCUGGACGGCGUGAUUACGAGUUUGCUUCUGAAGCUGGGCAGCAUGCCCAAGCCGGGCCCGCCUCCGAAGACCACGCAGGAGAGGAAGAUGCAGAACAGCCUAGAGAGGCUGCUUCGCAGCGCCAGGCACCGCAGGUGAUUUUUGCGCAAAAAGGUGAGCAGAGGAGUGAACCGACUGUUGGUGCAGAGGUAAGCAGUGGCGUGCAUGGUCAGACUGUGCUGGAGAGAGGGCGAGUUCGAUUCCAGGGAAAUUGGGAGCCUCCUGAGCAGCUACAUUCGCAGAGAGGUCGAAGACCUCAGAGAGGGUAGUUUCGCAUUGUCUUUGAAUGUGAGCGGGGGGGGGUGCUGUGUGACGACAUCUGCAGAGCAAGUCUGACUGAGAUGCAAUGCACUUGUUCAUGAGGGAGGGACAGUUAAUGAAAUUAUCCCUUGCUCUCGGGCCGCAAAUUUGGGGAUGCCAUCCCUUCGAUGUUGGACCCCUUGGGGGCCGUUCGCUGCAUUGGUUUCAAGCGUUCGCGAAGUAUUGUCUUGUCGCUGUUUCUGGUGAUGUCUGCCUCUGUUAUGUCAGUGUGCACGUGUCUAGCUCUCUCGCUGGCGCUCCUUUUUUUGCCUUGCCUGAUGUGCCUGCACGCGCCAUUUUCUGCCACUGGCGUCCAUUGUGCCCUAUUUCGUCUCAGUCGUCUAUCCGCCCUAUUCCAGCCAUGCGUCCUGGGCGAAGGGCGCCACAAUGGGAUGGCCACUGUUUGACAUCGGUGGGGCCCUAACGCGCCCGCACCGCCCAUCUG